AUGAGAAGACGAAAUAUAGAUGUUUUAGAUUCAGAAGAUCCUAUUGAAACAUUGGACCAAGAUUUACUUAUAGAAGUACUACACAAAGAUGAAUUGAAAAAGUUUCACCUCUACAAAAAAUACUUGAUUAUAUUCUUUCUCAUGCAAACGCCAUUCACUGUAUAUUGGAAACAGCUAAGAAAGGUAUUCCCAGUGUUGUGCUUGUUGAGUCUACUAUCUAUAAUUUUAACGGUGAGUACACUUCACUUCGAUUUUAAUGAAUUGAGGAGGAACGUCUCUCAGGCAACAAAGACAGAAAUCUUUGCGAAAUUAAUCAACAAAGGGGUGUUCCAAAUUGUGAAUGCACUUAUCUGUUUCAGAAUAUGUAUUUCUAUUUUAAAAAGUGAUCUAGUGUGGCGUGUAUUUUUCUUGUUGCCAGUUGUGGACUUUUUUAUUUGCUUAUUUUUGAAUCAUUGGCACGAUGCCUCAUUAAACGAAAUCAAGAAAUUGAAUGCUUUGAAAUACAAAUACAAGGUCAGUUGA
Dujonia railenensis is the source of this 522-nucleotide messenger RNA. The record is from the annotation of a GenBank genome assembly. Lineage: Eukaryota; Fungi; Ascomycota; Pichiomycetes; Serinales; Debaryomycetaceae.